Molecule: messenger RNA, 1882 nt
Organism: Centropristis striata (black sea bass)
Lineage: Eukaryota; Metazoa; Chordata; Actinopteri; Perciformes; Serranidae
Gene: aldh1a3
Product: aldehyde dehydrogenase 1 family, member A3
Exons: 13
Coding region: 35-1570 (511 amino acids)
Molecular function (GO): aldehyde dehydrogenase (NAD+) activity
Source: RefSeq, a predicted model, not a curated record
ACAGACUGGCCCUGGGCUGUACUGCUGAGCCACAAUGGCACAGAACGGAACAACAGAGAACGGAGUUGCUGAAGGGAUCCCAUCUUUGCUUUUUCCUCAGCCUGUCAAAGUGCAGGAGAUCAGACACACCAAGAUUUUUAUUGACAAUGAAUGGCACACAUCCUGCAGUGGCAGGACAUUCCCAACGUUCAACCCAGCGACAGGUGUCAAAAUCUGUGACGUGGAAGAAGCAGACAAAGAAGAUGUGGACAAGGCGGUGCAGGCAGCCAAGGCAGCCGAGCACAGAUGCGCUCCGUGGCGGAGGAUGGACGCGUCCAGCCGGGGAAGGCUGCUGCACAAACUGGCCGACUUGAUGGAGCGGGACCGGCUCCUGCUGGCGACCCUGGAGACUCUGGACACAGGAAAGCCCUUCCUGCAGUCUUUCUUCAUUGACCUGGACGGCAGUAUCAAAACCCUCCGUUACUAUGCAGGCUGGGCCGACAAGAUCCACGGCAAGAGUCUGCCUGUAGAUGAAAGCUUCAUGUGUCUAACCAAACACGAGCCUGUUGGAGUAUGCGGAGCCAUCAUUCCAUGGAACUUUCCUCUGCUGAUGUUUAUGUGGAAGAUGGCACCAGCCCUGAGCUGUGGAAACACCGUGGUCAUCAAGCCAGCAGAGCAGACGCCCCUCACGGCCCUCCAUGUUGGAUCCCUGAUCAAAGAGGCAGGAUUCCCCCCUGGAGUUGUAAACAUUGUUCCAGGGUUUGGUCCCACGGCCGGAGCCGCCAUCGCCAGCCACAUGGACAUUGACAAAGUGGCCUUCACUGGCUCCACAGAGGUGGGCCAGCUGAUCAAAGAAGCAUCAGCCAAAAGUAAUCUGAAGAGAGUGACUCUGGAGCUGGGAGGGAAGAACCCCUGCAUCGUGUUUGCUGACUGUGACUUGCAGCUAGCUGUGGAGGAAUCCCAGAAAGGAGCUCUAUAUAACCAGGGACAGUGCUGCACAGCUGCAUCACGUGUCUUUGUGGAGGAAAGCAUUUAUGAGGAGUUUGUGCAACGCAGCAUAGAAAACGCCAAGAACAUUGUCAUCGGAGACCCGCUGGACCCAAAGACAUCACAUGGGCCACAGAUUGACCAACAGCAGUUCGACAAGAUUAUGGAUCUGAUAGAGAGUGGGAAGGAAGAGGGGGCCAGGCUGGAGUAUGGAGGAGCAGCUUUGGGUGAAAGGAGCCUCUUCAUUCAACCUACCAUCUUCUCUGGGGUCAAAGACCACAUGCGUAUCGCCAAGGAAGAGAUCUUUGGUCCAGUGCAGUGCAUAUUCAGCUUUAAAAGCCAGCAGGAGGCCAUAGAGAGAGCCAACAGCUCCCAGUAUGGCCUGGUGUCAGCAGUCUUCACAUCCAGUAUGGACAGAGCUCUGUCUGUGUCUGCAGCCCUGGAGACUGGCACUGUCUGGAUUAACUGCUAUAACGCUCUUCAUGCGCAGACUCCCUUUGGAGGGUAUAAGAUGUCGGGCAAUGGACGAGAGCUUGGAGAGUAUGCUCUGGCUGAGUACUCAGAGGUGAAAGCAGUGACCAUCAAAUUGAGUGAAACCCUGUGAGAAGAACUGGCUGAAAUGUCCCAUGCUCUGCACUAAUCGUCACAUCUUCAGUCAUAUUCAUGAUGCUGAGAUUAGGGUUAGGCCAAUAUAUCAGUUAGUCUACACAGUAUGUCAGAGCCCAGAAAGUAUGGGCUGAAAUAUGUGCCACCAGAAACUGAAUUUGAAUUAUUUAUAUUUUAAUUUGAAUUGCUUAACUUGAAUAAUUGCAUUAAAAAACUGAAUUUGAAUCACAUAAUUUGAAUUUCUAUUGUUCAAUUUGAAUCAUUACAUUGAAAAACUGAAUCUGAAUAUUUGAAAUUGAAUUUUUUAGUU